AUGCAGCUCUUCCGCCUCCUCGCCUCGCUUCCGGUGAUGCUUGUCGUCGCCGCGCCGUCCCCGUGCGCCGUCUCGGAGGAAACCAAGUCCGUGGCGCAGCUCUACAAGGACGCCGUCACGGAAGGCGGCAACCUCGUCGUGUACCACGGCGGCGACUUUGCCGCACAGCAAGCCUUUGUCGCCGACGCCUUCCGCGCCGCGUUCCCGAAGGUCAACCUCACCAUGGUCGUCGACUAUAGCAAGUACCACAACGCGCGCAUCGACAACCAGCUCGCGACCAACUCGCUCGUCGCGGACGUUGUCGCGCUCCAAACUCUUCAGGACUACCCGCGCUGGAAGAAGGAAGGCAAGCUCCUCUCGUACAAGCCCAAGGGUUUCAGCAGCGUCUACAAGGGCUUCACGGACCCCGACGGCGCGUGGCUCUCGCACGGCGUCUACUCGUUCAGCUACUUUUACGACGAGGCGUUGUUGCAGGCCAAGGGCCUCGCGCCGCCAGCGACCGCCAAAGACCUCGCGGACCCCAAGUACGCGGGUCUCAUUGCGUCGUCCUACCCGCACGACGAUGACGCGGCUCUCUUCGUGUACGACCGCUACGUCAAGGCGUACGGCUGGGACUGGGUCAAGAAGAUGGCGGCGCAGCAGAUCUUCUUCCAGCGCGGCUCGCACAUGGCCGGCGUCGCCGUCACGGCGCAGACCAAAGCGAUCGGUGUCGCGGGCGGCCCGUCGUACACCAACACGACCAAGGUCAUUGCCGGACCCAACGCGACGUCCGACUACCUCGCGUGGGGCCAGCGCAUCGCAAUUCUCAACAAGGCGCCGCACCCCGCGGCCGCCAAGCUCUUUGUCAACUGGGUCGUCUCGAAAGAGGUCCAGUCGACCCUCAUGGCCGGCUUCUCGUCGCGCACGGACGUGCCGUCGCCUGCUGGUGUGCAGCCCUGGGACAUUCUGCGCGCCAACUCGCUCGCGUUCCAGUCGUGGAUGGAGAACCGCGCGUACGUCGAGGAGCUCAAGGCCACGUUCGCCUUCGCUGCAGGACCGAAAGAGUAG
Molecule: messenger RNA, 1047 nt
Organism: Saprolegnia diclina VS20
Lineage: Eukaryota; Oomycota; Saprolegniomycetes; Saprolegniales; Saprolegniaceae
Exons: 2
Coding region: 1-1047 (348 amino acids)
Source: RefSeq, a predicted model, not a curated record